Messenger RNA from Phacochoerus africanus (Common warthog), 3983 nucleotides. It is a transcript of the gene PLEKHM3, whose product is annotated as pleckstrin homology domain containing M3. The coding region runs from base 806 to 3103 and encodes 765 amino acids. The transcript has 8 exons. NCBI's taxonomy places the organism in Eukaryota, Metazoa, Chordata, Mammalia, Artiodactyla, Suidae. The record is from RefSeq and is a predicted model, not a curated record.
GAGAUAAGGAGCCCAGGAGGGUGCGGUCAGGCCCUUGCGGGUGCUAGGUCCCUGGGCAGGAAAAUCUAGUCCUCGCCGACUGGAACCUUGUGUGUCCGGAUCUCGCUUCCCGGGCUGCAGGAAGGAAGCAUUUAAAUGUGGGACCGCCAGAAGCGCUUGUAAACAGAGAGCCGGGCCGGGAUGGUCGGUGGCCAAGCCGGCUUGUCACCGUGAGGAAGGCGGGCGGGCUGCCGAAGCCAAGCCCCAGCCAGGAGUAGGCUGCGGGCCACGCAGGUGAAGAGAGAGAAGCGGCCGGCGGCUGGGUGAGCAUCUGCCUGCUUCUGUGCCGUCUGGCUGGCCAUUGGGGGAAGGGUGUGGGGAUGACAGCAUUGUAAAUAUCCGAGACGCUCCCCGGGGUAGCGGUGAUUUUGCUGUUUCUUCCAUGCUUUGGUUUUUAUUUCAUCCUGGAAACUGCUGGAAACUGCACAACAGUGCAAUGCAUAUCAGAAAAUCGAAGAUGGCCGUGGCAUUGCUUUGACAAGCACUUCCUGUUGUCUUUACAGAGGACUCACUGAAGAAUAAUCUCAAAGGAAUGUCUGUGUCCCAGUACCUUUGCCGAUGACUGUUACCAUCUAGCAAAUGCUUUUAAUGUCCCAGAAAACAUCAGCCACCCUAGUGCUUGGCCUGCUCUGAGCAGCCGAAUGAAAGUUCCUUCCAGUUAUUUCCAGAACUCUGUUGCCCAAAGCACUUUUCUUCCUUGGGUGAAUGUUCAUCAAGCCCUUUCCUGAACCAGCGUAGGAGGCUUAGGCCUCUUGGAGCCCAUGACAUGGAAGCUUUGGAAGUGGAUGAUAUCAGCCCAGCCUUGGAAGUUACUGAGGAAUUCUUUAGCACUUUCGACAGUAAGCUAGAAAAGGCUGUGCAGCACGCGGAGGUUUAUGGGAUUCAGGAGGUCCCGGAACUGGUGGGGCAUGAGGUACUCGGUAACAUAGACAAUGGUGCUAUCAGAAAUGUCUCCUCCCUAGGAAGGGGGGCUGUGAUUUGGGACCACUGCAAGAGCAGGCUCUUAGAAACCAAAGCUCAAAAUGUCUUCCCUGCCAAAGAACAGUUUACGGUCCAGAAAGGGACAACCCCAGAUAAUCUGUCCUGGAUGGAACAAAAGGAAGCUUCAACCUUUAAUUUCUUCAACAUCUGUCAGCGUCGAAAGGACAGGCCUCGUUCUGUGAAUGACUUGUUGGAUGAGACCUCAACCUUUAAGCCCGGGCAUGCUCGAUCAAGGUCAGAUAUUACCCAGGUGGACUGGAGGGUGGGCCUCAAAACCACACCUCUGCAGCAGCAGCAGCAGCAGCAGCAGCAGCAGCAACAACCAUCCCUUCUGGGUUCUCACUUCACGAGGCCAUCUUUUCUGUUGCCCUCAUCAAACAAGGUAGAAGAUGCUCAAGGAAACACAGAACACAAGCAGGCAUUCCCAAACAUUCUGAAGAAGGGGUACCUGGAGAUUCGGAAAAACCAUGACAGUUACUGGCAAAGCUGUUACGCAGAACUCUCGCCCUACAACCUGUACUUCUACAGCCUCGACAGCAGUGGGAAUCAGAACCUCUAUGCCACGUACCAGCUGUCACACUUCCAGAGCAUAUCUGUUCUGGGCAACCUUGAGGCCAGGCUGGUGGAUACCGUUCUGUAUGACAACACUCAGCUGCAGCUAAAGGCCGAGUCGCCGUGGGAGGCGCUGGACUGGGGGCAGAAGCUUUGGGAGGGUGUGCACGCCGCCGUGCCUGCUUACCUAGUGCGGCCGGACGAGCUGGCCAACUCCCCGGGGCUCGGGCAUCAUGUCGACUGCGCACAGAAUCACUGUUUACAGAAGAAGUCCAGCCAGCUGCUCAUGCCAUCCCCUGUCCUGGAUGGCCCCAAACAGUACCAAAACAUCCUCAAAUCAGGGACGCUCUACAGGUUGACUGUCCAGAACAACUGGAAGGCAUUUACGUUCGUUCUGAGCAGGUCCUACCUGAUGGCCUUUCAGCCGGGCAAGCUGGAUGAGGAUCCCCUGCUGAGCUACAACGUGGACGUGUGUCUGGCUGUCCAGUUGGACAACCUGGACGACUGUGACUCUUGUUUUCAGGUCAUUUUCCCCCAAGAUGUCCUCCGUCUCCGUGCCGAGACCCGGCAGAGGGCUCAGGAGUGGAUGGAGGCCCUGAAGACAGCUGCCAAUGCGGCAAGGAGUUCGGAACAGAACCCGCAAGUCACGCUGAGGAGCAAACCCAAGGAUCAGAUGGGGGGGCAUGAACUCAGGAAGAACAAACGCCAGUCUGUGACCACCAGCUUCCUCAGCAUCCUGACGACUUUGUCUUUGGAACGAGGACUCACUGCUCAGAGCUUCAAAUGUGCAGGAUGCCAGCGAUCCAUAGGUCUUUCCUACGGGAAGGCCAAGGUGUGCAAUUACAGCGGCUGGUAUUACUGCAGCAGCUGCCACGUGGACGACAGUUUUCUCAUCCCGGCACGCAUAGUCCACAACUGGGAUACUUCAAAGUAUAAGGUGUCUAAGCAGGCCAAAGAGUUUCUGGAAUACGUGUUCGAGGAGCCCCUGAUCGACAUCCAGCAGGAGAACCCCAUGCUGUAUGGACAUGCUGAGCCGCUGGCCACCGUGGUUCGGCUGCGGCAACGGCUGAAAUCGCUGCGAGCCUAUUUGUUCAGCUGCCGGGCGGCAGUGGCCGAGGAUCUGCGCCGCAGAAUUUUUCCCAGAGAAUACCUCCUUCAGCAGAUCCACUUAUAUUCCCUUGCCGAUCUACAGCAGGUGAUAGAGGGAAAGCUGGCUCCAUUCUUGGGCAAGAUCAUUAAAUUUGCCACCUCACACGUGUACAGCUGCAGUCUUUGUAGCCAGAAGGGGUUCAUCUGUGAAAUCUGUAACAAUGGAGAGAUCCUCUACCCUUUUGAGGAUAUUUCAACAAGCAGGUGUGAAAGCUGCGGGGCCGUUUUCCACUCUGAAUGCAAAGAAAAGUCUGUCCCCUGCCCGAGGUGUGUCCGCCGAGAGCUGCAGAAGAAGCAGAAGUCUUUCUGGCGGAGGCUGAACAUGGACGAGAGCCUGGAGGAGGCUUGCAACAUGUUCGAGCUGUCCUACCAGAACACCUGACUCGGCUGGAGCCCGAGGCCCAGGAUUGACCUCUCAGCCAUCCAUCAGCCCCAGUGGCUUCCUAACUAGCCAGUUAGAUCCCUCCCGAGGACGAGUACGCCCCGUCUUCAGCUAGCUAUACAAGUAUAUUUAUAUAAGUACACAUACCUACACGUCCUGUAUGUAUGUCCUGUAUUCAUCAUUGUCCAAAAGGUCCAUGGAGCUUUGUGGCUCAAAAAAUUAGUAAUAGCUGAAUUACAUUUAGCCAUGAAUUUCAGCUGCUUGCUCCCGAGCAAAACGUGGUUUACACACGAGGCUUUAGAGUUUGUUUUGUUUUGCUUUGUUUUUUGGCUCUCAGGGGCCAUUGAUUACACAGGGCCCAGGAGAAAGCAUUUCCUACAGAAAGCAGUGCUUUGUGUUAUUUAUUUUUAGCCUUUACAGAGGAUGAGGAACUGAGGCGAGCACCCAUCAUCAUUUGUCAUAAGAAAAUCUUCAAAACACAGCAAUGACUCCUGGAUGCGUCCAGGCCCCAGUGUCCCUGGCUCUCACGUGCUCCGUGUCUUUGCAGAGGCCAGGGUCACCUCAUCAGGAGGGUGUGCUCCCUCUGACAGAAUACAUGUGUUCCUAAUUUAUUAGGGGAGCUAGUUCUGGCUUUAAAGGGGUUUUUCUUGAGAAGAGACCUCAGUGACCAAUAACUGCAUGUUGUCUGUCUGUCUGCUGGUACGAAUCCCAACACCCACCCAGUGCUGUGACGCUCCCCCAGAUUGGCCAGGUGGCAAAGAAACGCGGCUCUCUUAAGAGCCAUCUUCCAGGAGUUUCGUGGGUGACAGUUACAGAUUUUGUAACGGUGCUGGCCUGAGGAAAUUGCCCAGGGUUGCUGGUAAAUACAUCAGCCUGUAGA